Echinococcus granulosus is the source of this 348-nucleotide messenger RNA. RefSeq lists its product as hypothetical. NCBI's taxonomy places the organism in Eukaryota, Metazoa, Platyhelminthes, Cestoda, Cyclophyllidea, Taeniidae. The record is from RefSeq and is a predicted model, not a curated record. The coding region runs from base 1 to 348 and encodes 115 amino acids. The transcript has 3 exons.
AUGAAACGACUGGAUCAACGACUGCGGCUCCCCUCCUUCUUGAAUAUUGUAUUUUCCCUGUACAUCUUGUCGUCUUUAAUAAAGAUGUCCAAAGUAAACCAACCGGGCUUGUCUAGGAACGCUAGGGAUCGGGAAGCGGAGACCGAGGAGUCUCGCUCCACAGUAACGCGCAGACGGAUGCCUGCUCACAACAACCCUCGGCGCGGCGGCGGCGGAGGCGGUGGUGGUGACAUUUCCAUGUCCCACCCAAAGCCCUCUUCCCCUAAAUCCAACAAACCUACGCGCACAGGAGCCCAUUUUCGUUUCCACUGGCAACCAAUCACAGACAGGCGACUGCCUCCAUAUUAA